Molecule: messenger RNA, 821 nt
Organism: Heterobasidion irregulare TC 32-1
Lineage: Eukaryota; Fungi; Basidiomycota; Agaricomycetes; Russulales; Bondarzewiaceae
Exons: 6
Source: RefSeq, a predicted model, not a curated record
GUUCGCAUAACCCAAUCACUGUCACUAUUGUACCUAUACUCAAGUCACCAGACGACGCGAUUUUGUACAAUCGCCACAGAGAGCAGGCCAUCACAGACAGAAUGCCGCAACUUCACGGCUACAGUGUCACGAUCACUUCGCAUGGAAGGGAGGUCGAGCACUAUGAUGUUAAGCUGGAAAAUCCAGACACAGUGAGCUGCUAUAUAGUGAGCGAGUCCGGAAUGGAGUUUACUGUUCAGUAUACUGACUUGCAGGGCAGGCGGACGAUGAAGGUCGAUGUAUUCAUCGAUGGACGUAUGCUUGCGAGCAAGUCUGCAGAGCCAGGAAAGACUCUCUCGAUCUGGGGGUCGCGCACGUCGAAGACCACGCGCUCGACGUUCAGGUUCUCGGAAAUAACUCUCGUAGAUGAUGACGAUGCGGACGGACUGGUGACGCCACCAAGCAUUGGGUCCAUCGAAGUGAAGCUAUAUCGCGCCAGGAUCGAGAAAUGUAGAAUUUCCAGCCGGUCUCAUUAUCGUCGUUCGGAUCCCCCCCAAACGGGGCCUGUAUCCGAGAAGAGCAAGAAAGGAGGGUGGCACCAGGUGUCUUUGGGACGCGACCGUCGAUCAGAAUGGCAGCCUUCUCCCACCAGGGCUAUUCGCUUGGACCCAAUAGACGCUCCAUACGCAAUCUUCCGGUUUAACUAUCGACCUAGAGCGAUGCUUCAAGCGGAAAACAUAAUCCCUCCAUUGGGCAUGUUGACCAAGCUGAACGUUGAAGCGCUGCAAGCCCCAGUUUGCAAGCGGUCACCCUCGCCGCAUAUUGCUCGAAAUUUGAGUCGA